Phascolarctos cinereus (koala) is the source of this 924-nucleotide messenger RNA. RefSeq names its product olfactory receptor family 13 subfamily G member 1 (gene OR13G1). NCBI's taxonomy places the organism in Eukaryota, Metazoa, Chordata, Mammalia, Diprotodontia, Phascolarctidae. The record is from RefSeq and is a predicted model, not a curated record. Gene Ontology annotation, biological process: G protein-coupled receptor signaling pathway. Gene Ontology annotation, cellular component: membrane. Gene Ontology annotation, molecular function: G protein-coupled receptor activity; olfactory receptor activity.
AUGAAUCACAGCACUGUCACUGAGUUUGUGGUGGUGGGGCUUUCUGGGCAUCCUGACCUCCAAGAAAUCUUCUUCACCAUCUUCCUCUUCAUCUACCUAGUGGCCCUCCUGGGCAAUGUGAUUAUUGUUAUUGCCAUCAUUUACAAUACCACUCUUCAUUCUCCUAUGUAUCUUUUUCUGUUGGCACUUGGUGUGGUGGACAUUAUCUGCACCUCCACCAUCAUCCCAAAGAUGCUGGAAAACAUGCUGGUAUUGGAUAAGACCAUUUCUUAUGAGGGCUGUAUGUCCCAGCUCUUCUUUUUCACUUGGUCCCUGGGAGCUGAGAUGGUUCUUUUCACCACAAUGGCCUAUGACCGCUAUGUGGCUCUCUGUUUCCCCUUGCGCUAUAGCACUAUUAUGAACCGCACUAUGUGCAUGACACUUCUCUGCAUUGUCAUGGCCAUAGCUAUUGCCAAUUCUUGGGUACAUACAGGUCUCAUCCUCAGGUUGACUUUCUGUGGGCCCAACACAAUUGACCACUUCUUCUGUGAGAUCCCCCCAUUGCUUGCACUGUCCUGUAGCCCUGUGAGGACAAAUGAGGUGAUGGUAUUUGUGGCUGACAUUGCCUUAGCCAUGGGAGACUUCAUUCUCACCUGCAUCUCCUAUGGCUUCAUCAUUGCUGCUAUCCUUCGCAUUCGUACCACAGAAGGCAAGAGGAAGGCCUUCUCUACAUGCUCCUCCCAUCUCUUCGUGGUGUCUCUCUACUAUCCCGUCAUCUACACUUAUAUCCGCCCAGCUUCCACUUAUAACUUUGAAAGGGACAAGGUGGUGGCUGCACUGUACACUUUGGUGACUCCUACCCUGAACUCACUUGUCUAUAGUUUCUGGAAUAAGGAGAUCCAAGGAGGGAUCAAGAGAAUCUUUUCAUUUCUGAAAUGUCAUUGA